AUGUCCACGGCAUCUAGCAUUCGGAAGUUCCCCGUAAUCAAGUCGUUGCGGUCCUACGUGAUUGCUGGCGUCGGUUCCGGCGGAGACUAUCACAAUGUCAAAGGCGGUCACUGGCUGAUUGACAGCGACAUAUCGACUCCCUGCUCGCAAUGGGAACAGUAUCGGAAGUCACGAACGAGCUGGGGCAUCAAUGCCCUGGGCUCCUUCCUGGUCGAGGUGGAAGCAUCCGACGGCACCGUCGGCUUCGCCACAGGCUUCGGAGGCCCUCCCGCUUGUUGGCUCGCCCACCAGCACUUUGAACGUUUCUUGAUCGGGGCCGACCCGCGCAACACCAACCUGCUCUUUGAGCAGAUGUAUCGGGCCUCUCUGUUUUACGGCCGCAAGGGGCUUCCCUUGGCUGUCAUAUCAGUCAUUGACCUGGCCGUCUGGGACCUGCUGGGUAAGCUGCGGAACGAGCCCGUCUACCGCCUCAUCGGCGGAGCCAUGAGGGAGCGAAUCGACUUUUAUUGCACCGGUCCGCAGCCGACUGCGGCCAGAGACAUGGGCUUCUGGGGCGCCAAGGUGCCGCUUCCGUUUUGCCCGGAGGAGGGACGCGAGUCGCUUCGCAAGAACGUCGAGUUCCUCCGCAAGCAUCGCGAGGCGGUAGGGCCCGACUUUCCCAUCAUGGUGGACUGUUAUAUGAGCCUGAACGUGUCGUAUACCAUCGACCUCGUCAAGGCAUGCGAGGGCCUCGACAUCAACUGGUGGGAAGAGUGUCUAUCGCCCGACGACACGGACGGCUUCGAGCAGAUCAAGCGCGCGCAUCCGACGGUCAAGUUCACGACAGGAGAGCACGAGUAUUCGCGAUACGGAUUCCGCAAGCUCAUCGAAGGCCGCAACCUCGACAUCAUCCAGCCAGACGUCAUGUGGCUCGGCGGCAUGACAGAGCUGCUCCGGGUGGCGGCCAUGGCUGCGGCGUACGACAUUCCCGUAGUGCCGCAUGCCAGUGGCCCGUACAGCUACCACUUUGUCCUGUCGCAGCCCAACACGCCGUUUCAGGAGUACCUGGCCAACUCGCCCAAUGGGGAGAGCGUGUUGCCCGUGUUUGGGGACUUGUUUGUCGACGAACCCAUCCCGACUGCGGGGUAUCUGACGGCGGGGGAUCUGGACAAGCCGGGCUUUGGACUGACCAUCAGCCCAGGUGCCUGGUCCAAGCUGAUUCCAUCCAGCAAUCUGCUUGCUCCGUCGCCCGGCAAAGCACUGACGCCGCAGAGUCCUGGGGGGGUUGCGGCUGUGGGUGACAAGGCCGCGUCCGAGGCCAAGCAGCAAUCUGGCCCCUCGACAGGGCGAGGCUAG
Messenger RNA from Hirsutella rhossiliensis, 1335 nucleotides. Its product is annotated as L-rhamnonate dehydratase. NCBI's taxonomy places the organism in Eukaryota, Fungi, Ascomycota, Sordariomycetes, Hypocreales, Ophiocordycipitaceae. Gene Ontology annotation, molecular function: L-rhamnonate dehydratase activity; magnesium ion binding. The record is from RefSeq and is a predicted model, not a curated record. The transcript has 4 exons. Gene Ontology annotation, biological process: carbohydrate catabolic process. Bases 1 to 1335 code for a protein of 444 amino acids.